UGUCGGCGAGUCGUAUUUUUCGUCGAGGCAUGGCAUCUACUUCUUUCGUCAAAAUCAACGGACAGCGGCUCAUGGAGUCCCUGCAUCACAGCUGCCAAUGGGGUGCCAUUCCCAACUCAACAGGCAUGCGACGCCUGUCUCUUGAUGACAACGACAAAAUUGUCAGAGACUGGUUCAGGGAGCAAGUCGAGGGCUUGGGUUGCAAGUAUCACUUCGAUGAAAUGGGCAACCAAUUUGCUAUCUUGCCCGGUAAGAACAAUGAGCUGAAGCCAAUUGCCAUGGGUAGCCAUCUGGACACUCAGCCAGCAGGCGGCAAGUAUGAUGGGAUCCUCGGCGUUCUUGCAGGUCUGGAAGCAUUGAAAACAAUCAAAGAUGCUGGCAUUGUGACGCACUCGCCGCUUGCACUCAUCAGUUGGACCAACGAAGAAGGUGCUAGGUUUCCCAUCUGCAUGGUCUCUAGUGGUGUUUGGUCCGCUGAAAUUCCCCUUGCGAGGGCUCAUAACUUGGCAGACCUGGACGGGAAAACUAUGAAAGAAGAAUUGGAAAGGAUUGGGUAUAAAGGGGAUACUCAAUGCUCCCAUGAAGCUACCCCUAUCGCUUGUCAUUUUGAAUUGCACAUCGAGCAAGGCCCUAUUCUUGAAGCAGAGAAAAAGAUGAUUGGAGUUGUGGAAGGCGUGCAAGGCAUGCGAUGGUAUGAAUGCACCGUCAAAGGCCGUGAAGCGCAUACCGGAACAACGCCGAUGAAUGCACGCGGUGAUGCUCUGUUGACCGCUGCAAAGUGUAUUGCAAACAUCAAUCGCAUUGCAGUUGCACAUGAUGGUCUCGGCACGGUUGGUGUCAUUCAAUCUUGGCCUCAAGCCGUCAACACUAUCCCGGGCACCGUGAAGUUUAGCGUCGAUUUGAGACACGCACAAGAUGACAAACUCGACACACUCGAGGCUGCUGUGAGAAAGCAGCUUGAACAACAUGCCAAGGAAGCAGGCGUCAAGCUUGAAUUGAAGAAGACUUGGGAUUCUCCUGCUAUCAACUUCCAUCCGGACAACGUCUCUUGUGUCAGGCAAGCUGCUGAGGCUGCUGGACUAUCUUCGAGGCCGAUGCGAUCUGGAGCAGGCCACGACAGUGUCUAUACAAGCAAACGUGUUCCAACGUCCAUGAUUUUCUGUCCUUCGAAGGAUGGCAUCUCGCACAACCCGGCCGAGUAUUCCUCUGAUGAGGAAUGUAUCGCUGGAGCUCAAGUUUUGCUUGGUGCUGUCUUGGCAUAUGACAACCUCGUCAGAUCGCGCGCGGCUUAG
Molecule: messenger RNA, 1292 nt
Organism: Protomyces lactucae-debilis
Lineage: Eukaryota; Fungi; Ascomycota; Taphrinomycetes; Taphrinales; Protomycetaceae
Product: putative N-carbamoyl-L-amino acid hydrolase
Exons: 2
Coding region: 30-1292 (420 amino acids)
Molecular function (GO): hydrolase activity, acting on carbon-nitrogen (but not peptide) bonds, in linear amidines
Source: RefSeq, a predicted model, not a curated record